AUGGACGCCCCCGAAGUCCGGCCCAGGCAGGUCGUCCCGGCCAAGAGGCUCAACACCGACUACCCGGUGCGCUCUCCCGCCCCCGCUGCGAGCCCAAUGGACCGCAAUCCGCUGACCAUUCACUUCAAGCGAGUCAUUGGCUAUGCCCGUCCCUCGGAUUACGCCGUAGGCGCGGCCACCACCGUCGCCGGCCCCGCCGCCAUGCUGCUCAUGGAGCGUGUCGCGCCCUCGUACGUCGGCCGCGGUGGCUUCCCGCCCAUCAUGCGCCUGACGGCCGGUGUCGGCCUUGUCGCCGGUUUCCUCAUGGUCUACCAGCGCUCCAUCUACCGCUUCUACGGUGUCACGGAGAACAGGCGGGAGAUUGACAUGGACAUGAAGGAGAUGGUCGGCAAGAUCAAGCAGGGCCAGUCUCUGUACGGCGAGUCCUCGCUCACCGAGCACAUCCAGGGUGUCUCCUCGAGAAACUCGAGGUACUCUGCUGUCUUCCAGCAUGUGAUGCCCUGGUUCAACUUUGUCAACCACAACCAGCACGGUGUGGACACUGCCAAGUACUACCAGCAGGCCGAGCGCGAGCUUGCCGCUGAGGGCAAAUAAGCAAAUCAAUUUUGAGCCUGACGUGAGAGAAGAAGAUCAACUGACAGCGUGACAAAACAUUGAUCUGCGAGACUGGCAUGUCUCGAUUUAGCAGACAUUGCUGUAUAUAGGUUUCAUUAAGAGGCGUUUCGAAUUCACCAGCGGAAAUACACAUCAAAAUGCGACCAGGCAAAACCUAGGACGCGAACAAGUGCACAGGCCUUGAUUUGUAACUCUAAAACUCUUGGUUUUCAGCAUCCAAUGUUUCAGUUCGUGUCGUUCACAUCCUGCGACAAUCUGGCUACCUGUGCGCUCAUCAGCUCUCAAAUAAACACAGUGAAACUCCC
Aplosporella prunicola CBS 121167 is the source of this 920-nucleotide messenger RNA. RefSeq lists its product as uncharacterized. NCBI's taxonomy places the organism in Eukaryota, Fungi, Ascomycota, Dothideomycetes, Botryosphaeriales, Aplosporellaceae. The transcript is spliced from 4 exons. The record is from RefSeq and is a predicted model, not a curated record. Bases 1 to 594 code for a protein of 197 amino acids.